AAUAAAAACUAAACAAAAAAUAUUUUCAAAAAUAGAAAUUUCAAAAUAAAUUCUAAUUUCUUUAAUAAUUUUUUCCUAAAACCUUCAGAAAAAUUAUGUUACCAAAUCCCUUACCUAUAAAAUUAACACAAAUUUCCGAACAAGCUUUAGCUCCUCAACAAGUACCCUUAAUUUUAGGUCAAGAUUUAUUUUUACUAACCCAACAGGAUGUACGCAAAAUAGAAGAUUCACGCUUAUUUAGUCUAAGCAAAUUAAUGCCUAAUGGUGAUUUAAAACUCAUAAAUUUACAAAAUCCUAACGAUUGUUUGAUGCAUUUAUUGAAUGGCGCAAAUCAACAAUUUCUCAAGUUAUUGGAAUUUUUAAAUGACAAACGAAAUGUAAAUGAACAUUUAACAGCAAUGUCAUUUGAACAGUGUUACACAUCUUGUCCACAACCCAUGGAAGUGUCUACGACGCAGUGUGAACAACCAGUGGUGGCUUCAAUUGAACAGCAACUGCAAUGGAAUAAAUGUGUUAAUACCUCAGCUCCAUUUCCCAUGACCUACUCCCAAGGAACAUCAAGCACGGAAAUAAAUUGGCAAACUCUAGACGACAGAAAACAAGAAAAUAUACACAAGCCCUGUUGUUGUUGCUGCCGCUCAAAAAGUCUAUGUAAUAAGAAAACCAAUACUCAAGAACAACAACAAAAUGAAUGCUGCUCUAGAUCAGAAGAAAUAUUAGGAGCUAGAGAACAAUUAAAGAGAAAAAAAUUAAAUUUUAACUUUAACUAUUUAACAUAAACUAAAAUACAAUAAUAGAAAAACGCAAUUUAUAAUUAAAAAUUUUAAAUUUAUAAAAAUUUCUGUACAGAAACAUUAGAGGAUUAUAUUAAAAUAAUGUAAUAAACAUUUACUUAAACAUAAUUAACUAGAC
Messenger RNA from Lucilia cuprina (Australian sheep blowfly), 912 nucleotides. RefSeq lists its product as uncharacterized. The transcript is spliced from 3 exons. NCBI's taxonomy places the organism in Eukaryota, Metazoa, Arthropoda, Insecta, Diptera, Calliphoridae. Bases 96 to 779 code for a protein of 227 amino acids. The record is from RefSeq and is a predicted model, not a curated record.